GACACCGGAGCCGCCGCGAGGUUCCCGAGCGAGCCCGAGGAUUCCUGGCACCGGCACCGGCACCGGGACCCCGCCGAGAUGGAGCGCGAGGAGCCGACGCGCGAGAUCCUGCUGCCCAACUGGCAGGGCAGCGGCUCCCACGGCAUCACCAUCGCCCAGACCGACCACGGCGUCUUCGUGCGCCGCGUGCAGCAGAACUCGCCCGCCGCGCGCAUGGGCGUGGUGCAGGAAGGGGAUCAGAUCGUCAGCGCCACCGUCUACUUCGACAAGCUGCAGUCGGGGGAGGCGGCGCAGCUGCUGCAGAGCAUGGGGCAGCACACGCUGGGGCUGCGGCUGCAGCGCCGCGGCGACCGCUCGCCCACGGCCACGGCCGCACACGGCGGCGGCCAGCUCGGACACGGCGGCGGCCAGCUCGGACACGACUGCGGCCAGCUGGCCUUGGUGCCCGGCAGCCCCGAGGUCGUGCUGAGCGGCGAUGACGAGGAGUACCAGCGCAUCUACACCACCAAAAUCAAACCGCGCCUCAAGUCCGAGGAGGGCCCGGAGGCCGAGGCCACGCAGAGCAGAACCAUCACGGUCACCCGCAAGGUCACCGCCUACACCGUGGACGUCACCAGCCACGACGGCGACCUCGGCGUCCUCGGCGUCCCCGUGCCCACGCCGGGGGUCCUGCCCGGCGCACCCGAGGGGCUCCACGUGCGGACGGAGCCCCAGAGCCAAAUUCCUGCUGGAGAAACUGGAAAAUCGCUGCCGGGCUGGAAGGGCUCCGGCGCCUUCCCGGCGCCGCCCCGCGUCGAGGCCAACGGACAGUUUGGAGAGCUGGACGGGUCCUUCCGCGCGGCCGGCGGGGCUCCGUGUCCGCAGGGAGAGGUCAGCGGCUCCUCGCCCCCCGUGGACGUGGGGACAAUCAAGAUCCCGACGUUAAAAAUCCCCAAAUUCGGGUUCCAGGCCGGCGGCGAAGCUGCGGCCCCGCAGGCGGGUGUUGGCAUGGACGUCACCUGCUCGCCCGUGCCGGACAUUUCGUCCCCGUCCGGCAAAGCCGCGGUGCCACAGGUGGACGUGGCGGUCAAAGGAGCCACCAAGGUCCCCUCCCCUCCUCUGGACGUCCCCGGCGUGGAGGUCGCGGCCCCGGACGGCGCCAAGGGGAAAAUCAAAAUCCCGCACUUGACCUUCCCCAAAUUCACCGCCCAGGGCGACGGCGGCGCCGCGGAUGUCCCCAAGGGUGUGGCCAUGCCUGAGGUGGCCCUGGAAGGAGAAUGGAAAGGCCCCGCCUUCAAGAAGGUGGAAACGCCCCAAAUUUCGCUGUCGGACGUGAACCUGAACCUGAAGGGCCCCAGAGGGGAAGGGGAGCUCAAAGGACUCGGCCCCAAGGGGCUCCAGGUGGACGUGAAGUGUCCCCAGGUGGACGUGGCCGGGCCAGGGGGUGGCCUCAAGGGCGUGGAGAUGGACGCUGGCCUCAAGGGAGGAGUGGACGUGUCCGUGCCGACCGUGGGGGGCGAAUUGAGGGGGCCCCAGCUGGACCUUAAAGGGCCCCAGAUCGGGGUGGAGGUGCCCGGAGUGGACAUCAAGGGCCCCGCGGUGACGGUGCCCGAGGUGAGCGUCAGGACCCCCCAAAUCUCCGUGCCCGACGUCGACCUGAGCCUGAAAGGACCUGGAGUGAAGGGAGAUCUGGAUGUUUCCGCCCCAAAACUGGAAGGGGAGCUGCAGACCCCCAGAGUGGACAUCAAAGGCCCCAAAGUCGAGGUCGAAGCCCCAGAUUUGAACGUCCAAGGCCCCGAGGGCAAACUGAGGUUCCCCAAGCUGAAAAUGCCCAAAUUUGGGGUGAAGGGAGAGACCCCCAGUGUUGAUGUGACCCUUCCCAAAGGGGGGGUGGACGUCUCCUGCCCCAAGGUGGACGUCAGCGUCCCGAGCGUGGACAUCAAGGGCCCCAAAGUGGACGUUGAAGCACCCGAAGUGGAUGUCCACGGCCCCGAGGGCAAAUUCAAGAUGCCCAAGUUCAAAAUGCCCAAAUUUGGGAUGCCCGGGGUGAAAGCAGAAGGUCCAGAGCUGGACGUGAACCUCCCCAAGGGCGGCAUGGAGGUGUCCGGCCCCAAGGUGGACGUUGAGGCGCCGAGUUUGGACAUCCAGGGGCCCGAAAUGCACCUCAAGGCCCCCAAAAUCUCCGUGCCGGACGUGGACCUGACCCUGAACGGUGCCAAGGCCAGCGGCGACCUGGACGUGUCCGUGCCGGGUUUGAAGGGCCCCGAGCUGGACAUCAAAGGCCCCAAAGUCGAGGUUGAAGCCCCAGAUUUGAACGUCCAAGGCCCCGAGGGCAAACUGAAGUUCCCCAAGCUGAAAAUGCCCAAAUUUGGGGUGAAGGGAGAGAGCCCCGAGCUCGAGGUGGCCCUUCCCAAGGGCGGAGUGGACAUUUCGGGUCCCGGCUUCGCCGUCGAGGUCCCCGGCGUGGAGCUGAAGGGCCCCAAGGUGAAGGUGCCCGAGGUGUGCGUCAAAACCCCCCAGAUCUCCAUGCCCGACAUCGACCUGAACCUCAAAGGGCCCAAAGUCAAGGCGGAUUUGGACGUUUCCGCCCCAAAACUGGAAGGGGAGCUGCAGACCCCCGGGCUGGACAUCAAAGGCCCCAAAGUCGAGGUUGAAGCCCCAGAUUUGAACAUCCAAGGCCCCGAGGGCAAGCUGAAGUUCCCCAAGAUGAAAAUGCCCAAAUUUGGGGUGAAGGGAGAGAGCCCCGAGCUGGAGGUGACGCUCCCCAAGGGGGAGGUGGACAUUUCCGCCCCCAAGGUGGACAUCGACGUCCCGAGCGUGGACGUGGAGGGGCCGGAGGUCAAAGGCAAGGGCCUCAAGUUCAAAAUGCCUGAACUCAACGUGCAGACCCCAAAACUCUCCAUGCCAGACGUGGAUCUGGGCUUGAAGGCCCCGAAACUGAAAGGGGACGUCGCAAUUUCCGGGCUGAAGGGCCCGAAAGUCGACGUGAAAGGCCCCAAGGUGGAUGUGGAAGGUGCCAAAAUCGACGUGAAAGGUCCCAAGUUGGAUGUGGAAGGUCCCAGGUUGGAUGUGGAAGGUCCCAAGUUGGAUGUUGACGUGCCCGAGGUGGACUUGGAAUGUCCAGAAGGAAAGAUGAAAGGCCCCAAAUUCAAGAUGCCGAAACUCAACAUCAAAUCCCCCAAAAUCUCGAUGCCAGACGUGGAUUUGAACCUGAAGGGAACCAAAGUGAAGGGAGAGGUGGACGCGUCCCUCCCCAAGGUCGAAGGUGACAUCAAGGGGCCCAAGGUGGACGUGGAGGUCCCGGACGUCCACCUGGAGGGUCCAGAGGCCAAACUGAAAAUGCCCAAAAUGAAAUUGCCUCAUUUCAACGUGUCCGGCCCCAAAAUGGAGGGCGCCGAGGUGGACGUGACCCUGCCCAAAGGAGAGGUGGACAUCUCUGGGCCGGAGGUGGACGUUGAGGGGCCGGAGGUGGACGUUGGAGGAGCAGAAGGGAAAUGGAAAGGUCCCAAAUUCCGGAUGCCGAAGCUGAACAUCAAACCCCACAAAAUCUCGAUGCCGGACGUGGAUUUGAACCUGAAGGGACCCAAAGUGAAGGGAGAUGUGGACGUGUCCCUCCCCAAGGUGGAAGGGGAGUUGAAAGCUCCAGAAGUGGACAUCAAAGGGCCGAAAGUGGACGUGGAGGUGCCCGGCGUGGAUUUGGAGGGUCCCGAGGGGAAGAUCAAAGGCCCCAAGUUCAAGAUGCCCGAGAUGCACAUCAACACCCAGAAGAUCUCCAUGCCCGACGUGGACAUCAACCUCAAAGGCCCCAAGGUCAAGGGCAACGUGGACGUGUCCCUUCCAAAGCUGGAGGGUGACCUGAAGGGGCCAGAAAUCGACAUCAAAGGCCCCAAAGUCGAUGUUGAUGUGCCAGACGUGGACAUUCACGGCCCUGAGGGGAAAUUCAAGAUGCCCAAGUUCAAAAUGCCCAAAUUUGGGAUGAAAGGAGAAGGCCCCGAGGUGGACGUGAACCUCCCAAAAGGAGACCUGGAUGUGUCCGGCCCCAAGGUGGACGUUGAGAUGCCAAGUGUGGACAUUGAGGGCCCUGAGGGGAAGAUCAAAGGCCCCAAGUUCAAGAUGCCCGAGAUGCAUUUUAAGACCCCCAAGAUCUCCAUGCCCGACAUCGACCUGCACCUGAAAGGCCCCAAGGUAAAGGGUGAUGUCGAUGUUUGCCUUCCAAAAGUGGAAGGGGACCUCAAGGGCCCUGAGCUGGACAUCAAAGGCCCCAAAGUCGAUGUUGAUCUCCCCGAUGUUGAGCUGGAGGGGCCUGAGGGGAAGAUCAAAGGUCCCAAGUUCAAGAUGCCUGAGAUGAACAUCAAGGCCCCCAAGAUCUCCAUGCCCGACGUUGACUUCAACCUCAAGGGCCCCAAAGUCAAGGGAGACGUGGAUGUUUCUGCCCCAAAGCUGGAGGGUGACCUGAAGGGCCCCGAAAUCGACAUCAAAGGCCCCAAAGUUGACGUUGAUGUGCCAGACGUGGACAUUCAUGGCCCUGAGGGGAAAUUCAAGAUGCCCAAGUUCAAGAUGCCCAAAUUUGGGAUGCCCGGGGUCAAGGCAGAAGGCCCCGAGGUGGAUGUGAACCUCCCAAAAGGAGACCUGGAUGUGUCUGGCCCCAAGGUGGACAUUGAAUGUCCAGAGGUGGACAUUGAUCUCCCAGAGGGGAAGGUGAAGGGCCCCAAGUUCAAGAUGCCCGAGAUGCAUUUUAAGACCCCCAAGAUCUCCAUGCCUGACAUCGAUUUGAAUCUAAAGGGCCCAAAAGUCAAGGGAGAUGUCGACGUCUCUGUCCCAAAGCUGGAGGGUGAGCUGAAAGGCCCCGAAAUUGACAUCAAAGGCCCCAAAGUGGACAUUGAAGCACCCGAUGUUGACAUUCACGGCCCUGAGGGGAAAUUCAAAAUGCCCAAAUUCAAGAUGCCCAAAUUUGGGAUGAAAGGAGAAGGCCCUGAGGUGGAUGUGAACCUCCCAAAAGGAGACCUGGAUGUGUCCGGCCCCAAGGUGGACAUUGAAUGUCCAGAGGUGGAUGUGGAGCUGCCUGAGGGGAAGAUCAAAGGUCCCAAGUUCAAGAUGCCUGAGAUGAACAUCAAGGCCCCCAAGAUCUCCAUGCCCGACAUCGACUUCAACCUCAAGGGCCCCAAAGUCAAGGGUGACUUCGAUGUUUCUGCGCCAAAGCUGGAGGGUGACCUGAAGGGCCCCGAAAUCGACAUCAAGGGCCCCAAAGUUGACGUUGAUGUGCCAGACGUGGACAUUCACGGCCCUGAGGGGAAAUUCAAGAUGCCCAAGUUCAAAAUGCCCAAAUUUGGGAUGAAAGGAGAAGGCCCCGAGGUGGACGUGAACCUCCCAAAAGGAGACCUGGACGUGUCCGGCCCCAAGGUGGACGUUGAGAUGCCGAGUGUGGACAUUGAGGGCCCGGAGGGGAAGAUCAAAGGCCCCAAGUUCAAGAUGCCCGAGAUGCAUUUUAAGACCCCCAAGAUCUCCAUGCCCGACAUUGACCUGAACCUGAAGGGCCCCAAACUGAAGGGGGACGUUGAUGUUUCCCUUCCCAAAGUGGAAGGGGACCUGAAAGCCCCAGACAUCGACAUCAAAGGUCCCAAAGUCGAUGUUGAUCUCCCCGAUGUUGAGCUGGAAGGGCCUGAGGGGAAGAUCAAAGGCCCCAAGUUCAAGAUGCCCGAGAUGCACAUCAAGGCCCCCAAGAUCUCCAUGCCCGACUUUGAUCUGAACCUGAAGGGCCCCAAAGUGAAGGGAGACGUGGAUGUCUCUGUCCCUAAACUGGAAGGGGACCUGAAGGGGCCUGAACUGGACAUCAAGGGCCCCAAAGUUGACGUUGAUGUGCCAGACGUGGACAUUCACGGCCCUGAGGGGAAAUUCAAGAUGCCCAAGUUCAAAAUGCCCAAAUUUGGGAUGAAAGGAGAAGGCCCCGAGGUGGACGUGAACCUCCCAAAAGGAGACCUGGAUGUGUCUGGCCCCAAGGUGGACGUUGAGAUGCCGAGUGUGGACAUUGAGUGCCCUGAGGGGAAGAUCAAAGGCCCCAAGUUCAAGAUGCCCGAGAUGAACAUCAAGGCCCCCAAGAUCUCCAUGCCCGACAUCGACCUGCACCUGAAAGGCCCCAAGGUCAAGGGGGGUGUGGAUGUCUCUGUCCCCAAGCUGGAGGGUGACCUGAAAGGUCCGGAUGUGAACAUUAAAGGUCCGAAGGUGGAUGUGGACGUUCCUGACGUGGAUGUUGAAGGUCCCGAGGGGAAGUGGAAGGGACCCAAGUUCAAGAUGCCAGAGAUGAACAUCAAGGCGCCGAAAUUUUCCCUGCCUGAUGUCGACCUGAACCUGAAAGGUCCCAAACUGAAGGGAGACGUGGGCGUGUCUGGCCCAAAAAUAGAAGGUGACGUGAAAGUGCCGGAUGUGGAGUUGAAAGGACCCAAAGUGGAGGUGGAUGUCCCCGACAUCGAGCUGGAGGGCCCCGAGGGGAAGAUCAAAGGCCCCAAGUUCAAGAUGCCCGAGAUGCACUUCAAGGCCCCCAAGAUCUCCAUGCCUGACUUUGAUCUGAACCUGAAGGGCCCCAAAGUGAAGGGAGAUGUGGAUGUGUCCGUCCCAAAAAUCGAGGGAGAUUUGAAGGGCCCAGAUGUCGACAUCAAAGGCCCCAAAGUUGAUGUCAACCUUCCCGACGUUGACCUGGAGUGUCCCGAGGGGAAACUGAAGGGCCCCAAGUUCAAGAUGCCUGAGAUGCACAUCAAGGCCCCCAAGAUCUCCAUGCCCGACAUCGACCUCAACCUGAAAGGCCCCAAACUGAAGGGAGACGUGGACAUUUCCGCCCCCAAACUGGAAGGUGACCUGAAGGGCCCCGAAAUUGACAUCAAAGGCCCCAAAGUGGACAUCGAAGCUCCCGACGUGGACAUUGAUCUCCCAGAGGGGAAGGUGAAGGGCCCCAAGUUCAAGAUGCCCGAGAUGCACUUCAAGGCCCCAAAGAUCUCCAUGCCUGACUUUGAUCUGAACCUGAAGGGCCCCAAAGUCAAAGGUGACAUUGAUGUGUCUGUGCCAAAGCUCGAAGGGGACCUGAAAGGGCCGGAGGUGUCACUGAAAGGUCCAAAAGUGGAUGUCGAGGUGCCCGACGUGGAGCUGGAAUGUCCAGAAGGGAAAAUCAAAGGCCCCAAGUUCAAGAUGCCCGAGAUGCACUUCAAGGCCCCCAAAAUCUCCAUGCCCGACUUCGAUCUGAACCUGAAGGGCCCCAAAGUGAAGGGGGACAUUGAUGUCUCUGCUCCCAAGCUGGAGGGUGACCUGAAGGGCCCUGAAUUGGACAUCAAAGGCCCCAAAGUUGAUGUCAACCUUCCCGACGUUGACCUCGAGUGUCCUGAGGGGAAACUGAAGGGCCCCAAGUUCAAGAUGCCUGAGAUGCACAUCAAGGCCCCCAAGAUCUCCAUGCCCGACAUCGACCUCAACCUGAAAGGCCCCAAACUGAAGGGAGACGUGGACGUGUCUCUUCCAAAGGUCGAGGGAGACCUGAAAGCCCCAGACAUCGACAUCAAAGGCCCCAAAGUGGAUCUCCCCGACGUUGAGCUGGAGUGUCCCGAGGGGAAGAUCAAAGGCCCCAAGUUCAAGAUGCCUGAGAUGAACAUCAAGGCCCCCAAGAUCUCCAUGCCUGACGUUGACUUCAACCUCAAGGGCCCCAAAGUCAAGGGUGACAUCGAUGUCUCUGUCCCCAAGCUGGAGGGUGACCUGAAGGGCCCCGAAAUCGACAUCAAGGGCCCCAAAGUCGAUGUUGAUGUGCCAGACGUGGAUAUUCAUGGCCCUGAGGGGAAAUUCAAGAUGCCAAAAUUCAAGAUGCCCAAAUUUGGGAUGAAAGGAGAAGGCCCCGAGGUGGACGUGAACCUCCCAAAAGGAGACCUGGAUGUGUCCGGCCCCAAGGUGGACGUUGAGAUGCCGAGUGUGGACAUUGAGUGCCCUGAGGGGAAGAUCAAAGGCCCCAAGUUCAAGAUGCCCGAGAUGCAUUUUAAGACCCCCAAGAUCUCCAUGCCUGACAUCGACCUGCACCUGAAAGGCCCCAAGGUCAAGGGUGAUGUCGAUGUUUGCCUUCCAAAAGUGGAAGGGGACCUCAAGGGCCCUGAGCUGGACAUCAAAGGCCCCAAAGUCGAUGUUGAUCUCCCCGAUGUUGAGCUGGAAGGGCCUGAGGGGAAGAUCAAAGGCCCCAAGUUCAAGAUGCCCGAGAUGCACAUCAAGGCCCCCAAGUUCUCCAUGCCCGACGUUGACUUCAGCCUGAAGGGUCCCAAGGUCAAGGGUGACGUGGACGUGUCCCUUCCAAAGCUGGAGGGUGACCUCAAGGGGCCUGAACUGGACAUCAAAGGCCCCAAAGUGGACGUUGAUGUGCCAGACGUGGACCUUCACGGCCCAGAAGGAAAAAUAAAGUUCCCCAAGUUCAAAAUGCCCAAAUUUGGGAUGCCUGGGGUCAAGGCAGAAGGCCCCGAUGUGGACGUGAACCUCCCAACAGGAGAACUGGAUGUAUCCGGCCCCAAGGUGGACAUCGAAGGUCCAGAUGUGGAUGUGGAGCUGCCAGAGGGGAAGAUCAAAGGUCCCAAAUUCAAGAUGCCCGAGAUGCACAUCAAGGCCCCCAAGAUCUCCAUGCCCGAUGUUGACUUCAACCUCAAAGGCCCCAAACUGAAGGGAGAUGUCGAUGUUUCUGCUCCCAAACUCGAGGGUGACCUGAAAGGCCCAGACAUCGACAUCAAAGGCCCCAAAGUCGAUGUUGAUCUCCCCGAUGUUGAGCUGGAAGGGCCUGAGGGGAAGAUCAAAGGUCCCAAGUUCAAGAUGCCCGAGAUGCACAUCAAGGCCCCCAAGUUCUCCAUGCCUGAUGUUGACUUCAGCCUGAAGGGCCCCAAGGUCAAGGGGGACAUCGAUGUCUCUGUCCCCAAGCUGGAAGGUGACCUCAAGGGCCCCGAAAUUGACCUCAAGGGCCCCAAAGUUGACAUUGAAGCACCCGACGUGGACAUUCAUGGCCCAGAAGGAAAAAUAAAGUUCCCCAAGUUCAAGAUGCCCAAAUUUGGGAUGCCCGGGGUCAAAGCAGAAGGCCCCGAGGUGGACGUGAACCUCCCGACAGGAAACCUGGAUGUGUCCGGCCCCAAGGUGGACAUUGAAGGUCCAGAGGUGGAUGUGGAGCUGCCAGAGGGGAAGGUGAAGGGCCCCAAGUUCAAGAUGCCUGAGAUGCACAUCAAGGCCCCCAAGAUCUCCAUGCCCGAUGUUGACUUCAGCCUCAAAGGCCCCAAACUGAAGGGAGAUGUCGAUGUUUCUGUUCCCAAACUCGAGGGUGACCUGAAAGCCCCAGACAUCGACAUCAAGGGCCCCAAAGUCGAUGUUGAUCUCCCCGAUGUUGACCUGGAAGGCCCCGAGGGGAAGAUCAAAGGUCCCAAGUUCAAGAUGCCCGAGAUGCACAUCAAGGCCCCCAAGAUCUCCAUGCCCGACGUCGACUUCAGCCUGAAGGGCCCCAAGGUCAAGGGGGACAUCGAUGUUUCUGUCCCUAAACUGGAAGGUGACCUCAAGGGCCCCGAAAUUGACCUCAAGGGCCCCAAAGUGGACAUUGAAGCACCCGACGUGGACAUUCACGGCCCAGAAGGGAAAGUUAAAAUGCCCAAAUUCAAGAUGCCCAAAUUCGGCUUUUCUGGCCCCAAAGUGGAAGGCCCCGACGUGGACGUGAACCUCCCCGAGGCCGAGGUCAACAUUUCGGGUCCAAAAGUCGACGUUUCUGUCCCCGACCUGGAGAUUGAAGGCCCCGAAGGGAAACUGAAGGGCCCCAAGUGCAAGAAGCCGGAGCUGCAGUUCAACGUCCCCAAGAUCUCCAUGCCCGACAUCGACCUGAACCUGAAGGGCCCCAAACUGAAAGGGGACCUCGAUGCUUCUCUUCCCAAGGUCGAGGGCGAGCUGAAAGGCCCCAAAGUGGACAUCAAGGGGCCGGAGCUCGAGCUGGAGGGGCCGAAGGUUGACCUCGAAGGAAAAGGUAAAAAAUCCAGGUUUAAACUUCCCAAGUUUGGCUUUUCUGGCCCCAAAGUUCAAAGCCCCGAGGUGGAUGUGAAGCUUAAAAAACCUGAGGUGGAACUGUCCGGCCCGAAAGUCGAGGUCCAGCCUCCGGAUUUGGAUAUCCAGGGAAAAUCCAAGGGCUCCAAAUUCAAAAUGCCUUUUCUGAACAUUUCUUCACCCAAAGUCUCGAUGCCGGACGUGGAGCUGAACCUGAAGGGGCACAAAAUGAAGGGGGAGUUUGACCUGUCCACGCCCAAACUGGAAGGGGAGCUGAAAGGGCCUGAGGUGGACAUCAAGGGCCCCAAGGUCAACAUCGAGACCCCUGACGUGGACAUUCAAGGCCCGGAAGGGAAAAUCAAAAUGCCCAAGUUCAAAAUGCCCAAAUUUGGUGUUCCUGGGUUUAAAGGGGAGGGGCCAGAAGUGGACGUGAACCUGCCGACGGGAGAACUGGACGUGUCCGGUCCUAAAGUGGACAUUGAAGGCCCAGAGGUGGACAUUGAGGGCCCCGAGGGGAAGAUCAAAGGCCCCAAGUUCAAGAUGCCCGAGAUGAACAUCAAGGCCCCCAAGAUCUCCAUGCCCGACAUCGACCUCAACCUGAAGGGCCCCAAAGUGAAGGGAGACGUGGACGUGUCCCUGCCCCAGGUGGACCUGAAAGGACCCAAGGUGGACGUGGAAGUUCCCGACAUCGACGUUGAAGGUCCGAAAGGGAAAAUCAAAGGCCCCAAAUUUAAAAUGCCCGAGAUGAACAUCAAAGCUCCCAACCUCUCCAUGCCGGACCUGGACCUCAACCUGAAAGGCCCCAAGGUCAAAGGGGGCGUGGACGUCGAUCUGUCCGCACCAAAAAUCGAAGGGGACCUGAGCUUGCCGGACGUCGACAUCAAAGGCCCCAAGGUGGACAUUGAAUGUCCAGAGGUAGACAUUGAAGGGCCAGAGGGGAAGAUCAAAGGCCCCAAGUUCAAGAUGCCUGAGAUGAACAUCAAGGCCCCCAAGAUCUCCAUGCCUGACGUCGACUUCAACCUCAAGGGCCCCAAAGUCAAGGGUGACUUCGAUGUUUCUGCCCCAAAGCUGGAGGGUGACCUGAAGGGCCCCGAAAUCGACAUCAAGGGCCCCAAAGUUGACGUUGAUGUGCCAGACGUGGACAUUCAUGGCCCUGAGGGGAAAUUCAAGAUGCCCAAGUUCAAAAUGCCCAAAUUUGGGAUGAAAGGAGAAGGCCCCGAUGUGGAUGUGAACCUCCCAAAAGGAGACCUGGAUGUGUCCGGCCCCAAGGUGGACAUUGAAGGACCAGAGGUGGACAUUGACCUCCCAGAGGGGAAGGUGAAGGGCCCCAAGUUCAAGAUGCCUGAGAUGCAUUUUAAGACCCCCAAGAUCUCCAUGCCCGACAUUGACCUGAACCUGAAGGGCCCCAAACUGAAGGGGGACGUUGAUGUUUCCCUUCCCAAAGUGGAAGGGGACCUGAAAGGCCCAGACAUCGACAUCAAAGGCCCCAAAGUCGAUGUUGAUCUCCCCGAUGUUGAGCUGGAGGGGCCUGAGGGGAAGAUCAAAGGUCCCAAGUUCAAGAUGCCCGAGAUGCACAUCAAGGCCCCCAAGAUCUCCAUGCCCGACUUUGAUCUGAACCUGAAGGGCCCCAAAGUGAAGGGGGACGUGGAUGUGUCACUGCCAAGCAUGGAAGGAGACCUGAAAGGGCCAAAAGUGGACGUGAAAGGCCCUGAAUUCGAUGUUUCUGCCCCAGAUGUUCAAAUCGAGGGCCCUGAGGGGAAGAUCAAAGGCCCCAAGUUCAAGAUGCCUGAGAUGAACAUCAAGGCCCCCAAUAUCUCCAUGCCGGACUUCGAUCUGAACCUGAAAGGGCCCAAAUUAAAGGGAGACGUGGAUGUCUCUGUCCCCAAAGUGGAAGGAGACCUGAAAGCCCCAGACAUCGACAUCAAAGGCCCCAAAGUCGAUGUUGAUCUCCCCGAUGUUGAGCUGGAGGGUCCCGAGGGGAAGAUCAAAGGUCCCAAAUUCAAGAUGCCCGAGAUGCACAUCAAGGCCCCCAAGAUCUCCAUGCCCGACGUUGACUUCAACCUCAAAGGCCCCAAGGUCAAGGGCGAUGUGGACGUGUCCCUUCCAAAGCUGGAGGGUGACCUGAAGGGCCCCGAAAUCGACAUCAAAGGCCCCAAAGUGGACGUUGAUGUGCCAGACGUGGACAUUCAUGGUCCAGAAGGGAAAUUCAAGAUGCCCAAGUUUAAAAUGCCCAAAUUUGGGAUGAAGGGAGAAGGCCCCGAGGUGGACGUGAACCUCCCAAAAGGAGACCUGGAUGUGUCCGGCCCCAAGGUGGACAUUGAAUGCCCGGAUGUGGACAUUGAUCUCCCAGAGGGGAAGGUGAAGGGCCCCAAGUUCAAGAUGCCCGAGAUGCAUUUUAAGACCCCCAAGAUCUCCAUGCCUGACAUCGACCUGAACCUGAAGGGCCCCAAACUGAAGGGGGACGUUGAUGUUUCCCUUCCCAAAGUGGAAGGGGACCUGAAAGGCCCCGAAAUUGACAUCAAAGGCCCCAAAGUUGAUGUUGACCUCCCCGAUGUUGAGUUGGAAGGUCCCGAGGGGAAGAUCAAAGGUCCCAAGUUCAAGAUGCCCGAGAUGCACAUCAAGGCCCCCAAGAUCUCCAUGCCCGACGUCGACUUCAGCCUGAAGGGCCCCAAAGUUAAGGGGGACAUCGACGUCUCUGUCCCUAAACUGGAAGGUGACCUGAAGGGGCCCGAAAUUGACCUCAAGGGCCCCAAAGUGGACGUUGAUGUGCCAGACGUGGACAUUCAUGGCCCAGAAGGAAAAAUAAAGUUCCCCAAGUUCAAAAUGCCCAAAUUUGGGAUGCCCGGUGUCAAGGCAGAAGGCCCUGAGGUGGAUGUGAACCUCCCGACAGGAAACCUGGACGUGUCCGGCCCCAAGGUGGACAUUGAAGGUCCAGAGGUGGAUGUGGAGCUGCCAGAGGGGAAGAUCAAAGGCCCCAAGUUCAAGAUGCCCGAGAUGCACAUCAAGGCUCCCAAGAUCUCCAUGCCCGACCUCGACCUGAACCUGAAGGGCCCCAAGGUCAAAGGGGAUGUGGAUGUGUCCCUGCCUAGUGUGGAAGGAGAGCUGAAAGGUCCCGAGGUCAAUGUCUCCGCCCCCGACGUCAGCAUCGACAGCCCCGAGGGCAAAUUCAAGCUGCCCAAGUUCAAGAUGCCCAAAUUCUCCAUGCCUGGAUUCAAAGGGGACGGGGUGGACGCGGAGCUGACCCUCCCCAAGGGCGACGUGUCCAUUUCGGGCCCCAGCGUGGACGUGGAGGCUCCUGACCUGAGCGUGGACGGCAAAGUCAAAGGUCCCAAAUUUUCCAUGCCCGAGAUGCACAUCAAGGCCCCCAAGAUCUCCAUGCCCGACAUCGACUUCAACCUGAAGGGCCCCAAACUGAAGGGGGACGUUGAUGUCUCUGUCCCAAAGCUGGAGGGUGACCUGAAGGGCCCCGAAAUCGACAUCAAGGGCCCCAAAGUCGAUGUUGAUCUCCCCAGUGUUGAGCUGGAAGGGCCUGAGGGGAAGAUCAAAGGCCCCAAGUUCAAGAUGCCUGAGAUGCACAUCAAGGCCCCCAAGAUCUCCAUGCCUGACGUCGACUUCAACCUCAAGGGCCCCAAGGUCAAGGGGGACAUCGACGUCUCUGUCCCCAAGCUGGAGGGGAACCUGCAGUGCCCAGACGUCGACCUCAAGGGCCCCAAAGUGGACAUUCAGGCACCAGACGUGACCCUGGAGGGGCCCAAGGUCAAGAUGCCGGAGAUGCACAUCAAGACCCCCCAGAUCUCCAUGCCCGACAUCGACCUGAACCUGAAGGGCCUGAAGGUCAAAGGUGACGCUGACCUGCACUGCCCCAAGCUCGAGGGGGGUCUGAAGGGCCCCGAGGUUGACAUCAAAGGCCCCAAAGUCGACAUUGAGGGCCCGGCCGUCGAUGUUGAUGGUCUGGAGGGGAAAGUGAAGCUGCCCAAAAUGAAAAUGCCCAAAUUUGGCUUGAAGGGCGAAGGUCCCGACGUGGACGUGGACUUGCCGAAGGCCGAGGUGGAUCUGUCAGGCCCCAAGGUUGAUGUCAGCCUGCCAGAGGUCAACGUUGAAGGUCUGGAGGGCAAAGUGAAAGGUCCUAAACUGAAAAUGCCCGAAAUGCACGUGAACGUCCCCAAAAUCUCCAUGCCCGAGAUAGACUUGAACCUGAAAGGCCACAAAACCAAGGGCGGCUUUGACAUUUCCACCCCGAAGGUGGAAGGUCACCUGAAAGGCCCCGAGGUCGACCUCAAAGGCCCAGAAUUCGGGGUCAAAGGCCCUGAAGUUGACGUUGAGUGUCCUGACCUGAACGUCGAGCUCCCAGAAGCCAACAUCAAAGCUCCCAAGUUUAAAAAGUCCAAAUUCGGGUUCGGAAUGAAAAGCCCCAAGGCGGAGCUGGAUUUACCUGAGGCGGAGCUGAACGUGGAGUCACCCGAGGCCCACCUGUCCGGGAAGGGCAAGAAGAGCAAGUUCAAGAUGCCCAAAAUCCACAUGAGCGGCCCCAAAGUGAAGGGCAAGAAGGGGGCGUUCGACGUGAACGCGGCGGGCGCCGAGCUGGACGCCGAGCUCAACGUCCCCAGCCCCGACGUCGCCGUCGGGGGCAGCGCCGCCAUGAAGUCCCCCAAAGGCAAGAAACCCAUGUUUGGGAAGAUCUCCUUCCCCGACGUCGAAUUCGACCUGAAAUCGCACAAAUUCCGCGGGGAGGCCUCGGUGGGGGUCCCGAAAGUCGAGGGCGAUCUGGAGGUCAAGGGCCCGAGCCUCAACGCGGAUCUUGAAGGUCCUGAGGUGAACCUAAAAAGCCCAAAAUUCAAACUCCCCGGGGUCCAGGUGGGCGCGGGGGAGGUGAAAAUCGGGGGGGAGCUGAAGGGCGCCCCCGGGAUCGACGUCACCGUCCCCUCAGCCGCGGCGCCGGACGUCGGCGUGAAAGGACCAAAAGUGAAAGGUGAAGUUGGCAUGGCCGGAGCACAACUGGAAGGUCCCGAGGUGAACCUGGGAUGGCCCAAGGGGGGGAAAACGGGUUUGGGGCUGGAAAUGGCGGACGUGAGCUCGGAGGUGGACGUGAAGCUCAAAGGGCCCCAAAUCUCCAGACCCGAGCUGGAGGGGAACCUGAAAGGACCAAAAUUAAAGGGAGAUUUGGACAUUUCGGGCUCUGUGGACGCGCCCGGCCUGGACCUCGGCGGCCUCGGGGGGAAGGUGAAGCUGCCCACGGUGAAGUCCCCGACGCUGGAGGUCCAGGGGGGGGUCCCCUGCUCCGUCCAGUCCCCGGGGGCCACCCUGGACCUCAAGGGGCCCUCGCUGGACGUCUCCGGCCUGGAUUUGGAUGUCAACGCGAAAGGACCAAAGUUGAAAGGAGACGUCGGCGUCAAACCCCCCCAGGUGUCGGCAGACGAGUCCGGCUUGGAAAUUUUGGGGGGCACCAUCAAGCUCCCGUCGCUGAAGCUGCCCCAGUUCAGCAUCUCCAGCCCCGGCGCGGACGGGGGGGACGCGGGGGUCACCCUGGAGGGCCCCCAGGCCAAGGCGGGGCUGAAGGGCUCCGCUUUGGGGCUGGAAGGCCCCGAGGUGGAGCUGAAAGGGCCGAAAUUCUCCGCGCCGGACGCCGACCUGAGGCUGAAAGGACCAAACGUGGACGCGGCCGGCGACAUCAAAGGGUCAAAGGUCAGCGUGGAAGCCCCCCAUGGAGGGGUGGGCGUCCACCUGGAGGCUCCGGCCCUGGAAGUGUCCGGCUCGGGGUUGAACGUCAACGUGAAAGGGCCGAAGGUCAAAGGCGGCGCCGAGGCGACACCGCCGUCGGUCAGCGCCGCUUCCGGAACCUUCCACGCCUCCUGCCCCAAGCUGGGCGCCGAGGGCGGCCAGGUCAAGGUGUCCUUCCCCAAGCUGCGCAUGCCCAAAUUCGUCUUCUCCGAGCCCGAGGCCAAGGGCCGCGAGGUCGCGGUGGACGUCGACUUCCCCGGCGCCGACGCGGCCGAGCCGGAGCCGGACGAGGCCGAGGCGCGGCUGAAGAAAUCCAAGCUCAAGAUGCCCAAGUUCAACUUCUCCAAGCAGAAAGGCCGGGCCGGCGCCCCGGGCUCCCCCGAGGCGGCGUCCGGCUCCGUGUCCGGCUCCAAGGGCGACCUCAAGAGCUCCAAGGCCAGCCUGGGCCCGGCCGAGGGCGAGCCGGAGGCCGAGGCGCCGGCGGCCAAGGCCAAGUUCUCGCUGUUCCGCAGCAAGAAGCCGCGGGCGCGCUCGUCGUCCUUCAGCGACGAGCACGCGGCCGAGCCCGACGGCGCCAGGCAGCCCAAGGGCAAGUUCGGGACCUUCGGGGGCAUCGGCUCCAAGGCCAAGGGCUGCUACGAGGUGACGGCCGGCCCCGAGGACGGGGGGCGGGCGCCGGGGUCCCCCAAGUCCCGCCUGUCCUCCUCGUCCUCCUCCGAGGGCGUCGCCCGCGCCGCCAUCCGCCUGCCCGGCCUGGAGCUGGCCGUGGCCAAGCGCAAGGAGUGACCGCCAGGGUGGCCACAGAGUGACCGCCAGGGUGGCCACAGAGUGACCGCCAGGGUGGUCAGAGUGACCGCCAGGGUGGCCACAGAGUGACCGCCAGGGUGGUCAGAGUGACCGCCAGGGUGGCCACAGAGUGACCGCCAGGGUGGUCAAAGAGUGACCGCCAGGGUGGUCAAAGAGUGACCGCCAGGGUGGCCACAGAGUGACCGCCAGGGUGGUCAAAGAGUGACCGCCAGGGUGGUCAAAGAGUGACCGCCAGGGUGGCCACAGAGUGACCGCCAGGGUGGUCAGAGUGACCGCCAGGGUGGCCACAGAGUGACCGCCAGGGUGGCCACAGAGUGACCGCCAUGGAGGCCACAGAGUGACCGCCAGGGUGGUCAAAGAGUGACCGCCAGGGUGGCCACAGAGUGACCGCCAGGGUGGCCACAGAGUGACCGCCAGGGUGGUCAGAGUGACCGCCAGGGUGGUCAAAGAGUGACUGCCAGGGUGGCCACAGAGUGACCGCCAGGGUGGCCACAGAGUGACCGCCAGGGUGGUCAGAGUGACCGCCAGGGUGGUCAGAGUGACCGCCAGGGGGGCUGUACAUAGGCCUGGACCGAGGGACCCCCGCGUGUACAGAAAGGGGGAGGGGUUGGGGUCCCUCCCCCCAAUUUUGGGGUCCUCCCCCCCAAUUUUGGGGUCCCCCCCGUGCUGAGAGCUUUAACUUCUUCUCUCCCAAUUUAUCUUUUUUUUUUUUUUUUGAUAUUUUUAUUGGGGUUUAUUUUGUGUCCCCUGUUUUUUUUCCCCUCCUUCCCCCCCCGAAAUAUUUUCAGUGUUUGGUUCGUGGAAAUUUUUUUUUUUUUUGUCUUUUUGGGGUUUUUUUGUUCCCUCAGUUUUAAUUUUUUUUUUUUUCCUGUGGGGCUUCAGGCUCUGCUGGGUCAAUGGAUUAAAUCAAAAUUUUGGGGUUUUUUUUGGUUUGUAAAAGAAAUGAAACCAAAACUGUAAAUUUUUUUUUAUUAAAAAUACAUAGAUUUUUUAUAUAAAAAAACAACCAAAACUGUGGAUUUAUAAAAAAAAAAAACCUAACCAAAGCUGUGGAUAUAUUAAAAACCAAAGUAAAAAAUAUGCAUUUACUAAAAAAUGAAAACAAAUAAAGUGGAAUUAGCAAAAAGAAACCAAAGUAAAAUUGUGGGUUCAUUAAAAAAAAGAUUUAUUGAAGAAAUUAAUAUAAAAAUAAAUUUAAAGAAUUAACAGAAACAAAAUUGGAUCUGUUGAGAAAAUAAAGCAAAGAAAAGGGGAGCAAUUAAAAACUAAAUGGAUUUAGUGAAAGAAAUAAACAGAAAAUGUGGAUUUAUUGAGCAGAAUAAACCAAAAAAUAUGAAUUUAUUCAGCAGAAUAAACAAAAAAAAUACGGAUUUAUUCAUAAAAUUAACCAAACCCAUGGAUUUAUUACUAAACCAACCCAAACCCAUGGAUUUACUAACAGAAGUAAACCAAAGCCGUGGGUUUAUUAACAAAAUAAACCGAAAUCCGUGGAUUUAUGACUGAAAACAAACCAAAGAACACAUCCGUGACCUCUGGACGGAGCAGCGUCCCCUGAGCUGGGAAAUUCAAUCCGAGCACGAGAGCCGGAGCUCGAAUGACUCCGGGGCACGGAGCCAGCCCGGGGCCGUCCCGAGGCCUUUCCCCCUCAGUUUGAACCUUUUUAAAUUUUAUUUUCCUUUUUUUAUCUGUUUUCUGUGGGUUUUGUUACAUCCUUUGUAUUAUAAUUUGAUAAAAGCCCCCGUUUCCCUCUCGUUCAGCCCCAAAGUUUCAAAGGUGCGUCGGGCGUCCGGGAUAAAGUUUUGUUGGUGAGGAUUUUGGGGAAGUUGAAAUAAAUGAAAUUUUUAAAAAAUAAUAAAAAAAAAAAUCCCCAGGAAAUGGAAGAAACCUUUUCCCUUUGCAGCACUUUAACGCGAAUUAACGGGAGAAAAACCAGGGUGGAAAAUGCAAAUAAAAUCCUUUAUUAACCGCGA
This is a messenger RNA of Passer domesticus (house sparrow), 18491 nucleotides long. Its product is annotated as neuroblast differentiation-associated protein AHNAK-like. Gene Ontology annotation, biological process: regulation of RNA splicing. Gene Ontology annotation, molecular function: protein binding. Bases 79 to 16500 code for a protein of 5473 amino acids. Gene Ontology annotation, cellular component: costamere; nucleus; cytoplasm. The record is from RefSeq and is a predicted model, not a curated record. The transcript has 4 exons. Lineage: Eukaryota; Metazoa; Chordata; Aves; Passeriformes; Passeridae.